AUUCGAGUGGUUGCGAGCUUGCGAGUCGAGUUCUGAAAAUUAUUUUCAACAGAACAACGUCGAAUACACGCGAGUUUACGUUGCAGUGAAAAUUUUCGUAUUCAGCGGGAAAAAAUGUGCUCAAUCCAGUCAAAAAGUAGUGAAAAUUGUUGCUGAAGCUCCAACGCAAAGGCAAUACACCAUUAUAGGCACAGCCGUAUUAGCAUAACAAGUUAAUUGAAAAAUAUUUCAGUGAUAGUGAGAAGAAGACAAUUAGUGCUAGAAACCCGCCAGUAGGGGUAAUUCCCACUAGGCUCGGGGAAUACGUAUUCAGAAGAGUAGUAAUUGAGUGAGUUUAGCGGGUUCGUUUACUGUGUGCUAGUGAAAAAUAUCAGAAAACAAAACACCGUAAUUACGUCAGAGCAAUCUAACAACCAUGGCCGCUGAAAUGAGCCAGGCAGCUGUGAAUCGGCGAGCCAAGGAAAUUGAGACGGAAUACCUCUCCAGCUUGGCAGAUCUGAACGUCAACAGUAAACCGUUAAUUAAUAUGUUGACCAUCCUGGCGGAAGAGAACCUGGAUUACGCUCCGAUUAUAGUGAAUGCCGUCGAAAAGCAUCUGGCUAAGGUGCAACCAGAAUUCAAGUUACCCAUCCUGUACUUGGUUGAUUCCAUUGUAAAAAACGUUGGAAAACAGUAUCAGCAGCUAUUCAGCCAGGUGAUUGUAAAUAUGUUCUGCGGAGUGUUCGAAACGGUGAGUUCGCAUAUCAUCAAAUUGCCUUCAAAAAUGUUCGCCUCUAAUGACUUGGUGGUCGUUUCUCAGGUGAAUGAGAAAGUCCGUGAAAAGAUGUUCAGUCUACGGCAGACGUGGAAUGAAGUUUUUCCACAGUCCAAGCUAUACGCCCUGGACAUCAAGAUCAACUCGAUCGAUCCCGGUUGGCCCAUCACAGCGCAGUUGAAAACGUCAAAAUCUCCAGCCAUCCAUGUGAAUCCUAUGUUCCUUAAAAAUCAGAUUCCAGAUCCGAAUCUCGAUAUGCAACAGCAGCUUCGCGACAAACAACGUGAACUACUCGAGCUUCAAGCCAAAAAGCUUGAGCUGGAGUUGAUUGCUACAAAAAAACGUAUCGAAGAACAAGAAAAGCUGUUGGUUGUACAAACGGCCAGUGUUACAAAAGAGCCUACGGCGGAUUUGAAGCGCCCCGCUCCCACCGUUGGAUCGUCUGCAGUUCCUCCACCACGGGGCCGUAUCGUUCCUCCGAAUGCUGCGAUGAUCAACCUAGCCAAAUCGCGUGAUCCACGGUUGGCACGGCAGCAGGCUCAACUAGCAGCACAGUUGGUAGCGGCCAGCACAAAUUCUACCCCCACAAUGGUAGGAGGCACUCAGAUUCAGCCGCACAAUCCGAUUGUCCUCGAUCAAUCCGGCAAACCAGUCAGUAUACGGGAACGUUUGGGAAGAAUACCCAAACGAACGGAUCCGCGUGUUAAAGCUACGGGAGCUGAGGCUGAUCGAAAGAAACCGAGCAGUACAGUCACUAGCAACACCACUUCCGUCGGCAAUGCAUCAUCGCCAUCGCACAAGUCUCGUAGCGAGUACGACACUUCCAAGAAGCGCGAUAAGAAGGAUGAGAUGUCCCCCAAAUCCGGUAAAAACUCGUCCUCAAAAUCAUCAACUUCGGACCGAAAGAAAUCUGCGUCCGAAACGUCUUCACCGAAAAGCAGUUCACCGCUUAAAAAGAAGACAUCAUCCUCAUCGGAAAAAUCACCUUCUCGAAGUGAGAAGACCUCUCCGAAGUUACGAGAAGGUAAAAUUAGCAAAAGCGGCAAAUCUUCUCGGCGAUCUGGUGACACUGCCAAAAGUUCGGAGGAUUCCUCCGUUUCACCAUCGUCCAGCAGCGAAAAUUUGAUACCCGUUGCCAAUGAGUCCAAGGAUGUCGAUCUACGAAUGUUGAUACCAGAGAAAAAGCUGAAGCUCGAUCAGCAGCAGCCCGCACAUCAUCAACAGGCAAAAUUAGUUAGCAAACCUCUGCCAGAUCAAAAGAAAGCCCUGGGCGAAUCUGUAGCUACAGACAACGUACCUCCACCAUUGGCAGCCGCUUCCAAGGACAUCGAUCUCCGUAUCCCCCCUCCGGCUUUGAUGAAGGAUCUCUCCGAUAGCACUUCUGGAUCACCGUUGUCGUCAUCGGCGGCGGGAAUAUCAGUGGCAGCUUGCGUCGUCACCAGCAGCGCAGGUGAAGAAGUUGGAACCGCGGCGGAUCCUGUCGCUACGGUUACGGCAGCUAGCAGCACAGUUGUAGCGACAGAAACGUUGAAGAAGCGUCAGAGCAACAGCAAGCUGGACGAACCAGUGAGCAAGAAGAGCAAGUCGGAGAAAAUUGAUAUAUUGUUUGGCAGCGAGGAUGUUGAUCUCAGAAAAUUGGCGGGACCGAUGAAUCCCAUAGAACCAAUUACACCUCUUCCGCCCCCACCUCCUAUAAUUUCGGAGGCAACGGGACCUACACCCACCACCUCUCUUCAGGUUGAUCCUCUGGAGAAACAGCAUAACGCUCCUUCAUCUAAGGCAGCCCUGGAUGCGGUCAGGGCAAAGCUAGCUGAAGCCAGUAAGAGUAAAGAUCGCGACAAAUUGGGACGCCCUCUAUUGUACAACAAACUGUCAGAUGAUCCGGUUGAAAGACGUCGUUCGUUGAAUGAACCCAAAGCGAUGGACGUAGAUUUACGUCAACAGCAGCCUCAGUUCCAGAGCCCGGAUCCAUUUGGCGAUGAUAACUCCCAUGAUGGAAUGAAUGCCAACAUCAAAACCAUCGUUGCCCAAGCCCAGGAACAAAUGGAGAAAGGAGAAAUCACUCCAGAACAGUACAAUAUUCUGAUGAAGCAAGUGAUACAGCUGAAUGAGACCCAAAAGAUUCGACAAGCUCAACGUAUGGAACUGAUGAAGCGGAACCAACAACCACCGAUAGGUCCAAUGCUUCCGGACGAUAAUGCGAAUUCGCAUACUGGCGAAGAAAUGAACAAUUUCAGUCCCAACAUCAAUAAUGAUGGCGAGUUGAAGUCUAAUCUUUCAACGGGUCCCCCACUGAUCAACGAUUUCCGCGGCAAAAUUACACCAAUGGACUCGAAACCGCAAAUGGAACCACAGUUUGCCAACACUGGCGGGCCUGGCGAUAUGAGAAUUCGAGACCCGCGUCGUCAACACGACCCCCGGUUCAAUCCACAAUGGGGUAUGCGCGGACCAAUGCCCGGCAACAAUCUAAUGCCAGGGGUACCUGGCCCACCGAUGAUGAACCAACGGCCGGGGCCAGGACCUAUGAUGAAUCCUUGGGAUAAAACUCCCUUCUCGGGAAUGAAUCAAAACAUCGGACCACCACCAAUCGGACCGCGGUUCCCACCAGUUAUCAUGAAUAAUAAUGGACCUUCCGUUAACAACUUGCUCAUGCCUGGAGUUCCCAACCAUGGCGACAGUGUCCGAACCAUCAACAUUGACGGUAUUCAACGGGAAAUACGUUUCUACGAUGAUAUUGCUGUAAUCUUCAUGAGCUGGGACGAACCGAAAGAAAUCGGUUUCCAGAAAGGCUCCCGAAUGGUUGUCGUCGAUGAUCGCGAUUCCUUUGAGCUUAGUUUUAAUGAUUGUUACAAAGCCAUAACCAUUGAAAGCAAGGUUUACCAAAUGAAGCUGGGCGCUCCUACCAGAGAAUUGUACAUAGAUGACCGAUGGUAUGAAUGCUACUUCGGCGAUCCACCGACGACAAUCGUACUGGAUGGAAUUAACCGGGUUUUCAAAAUCAGCGGGCCCCCACCACAGGUGAAGAUUGGUAACAGCCGAAAUGAUCUAGUCGCUGGUAAAAUUAACAUGAUCGUCAAUGCAGAGGUCAUUAUUCCGGUCUUCCUUGACUCCCAAAUUCAAAGUUUCGAAAUAUAUGGUCAAAUGCACCGAUUGCAAUUUGCCGACUUCCUACUAACUGUAAUCAUCGAUGAUCAACCUUUUCCAGUAGAAUAUGGUGGCUUACCGAAGGUGUUUAAACUCAGGGGAAAAGAUUUUUAUAUUCGGUUUACCGCUGUACCAAAGUUGGUAGUUCCUGGACGGGUUUAUGUAAGAGAUAUGAUCCGAACGCCACUCCAUCGCGAUCUCCGAACUCCGCCAAGAGACCAAAGUCUUCUAAUACCGUUUGUUCAGUCAAUGAGCAAUAUUAUGCCGCCAAUUCCACCCUCAGUGCCUUCGUUAUUCCCAGCAGCAGCAUCUGUCAUUCAACAGAAACCGUCAGUUCCCACCCAUCCUACGGGCACUGGUUUGGAUUACCUCACGAACCUGAUGCCUCAUUCUACAACAAAAGCAAACAUUUCAAACAACUUGGCUGGAUACCAAAUUCAAGCUGAAGACAAACCGACCCAACCUUCCGUUACCGUACCUACAAGCGCAGCAGCAAAAUCCGCCACAAGUAGUGGAUUGAACGUGCCAAUUCUCCAGAAUCUCAACAUCGACGAACUUUACGCAAAGAUAGUUGCUGCUGGUAUUAUCGGCAAAACCACCACCACCCCAUCAGUUACGACAGCUCCAUCCGCAUCCACCACCGCUUCUUCAACUGCUUCCAAACUGGAAAAAGCGCUCGAAGAAGAGCUGGAGGAAAUUGAACCGGUGUUCCUCAACAAACCGGACACUUUGAAACGGCGACAGUCCGCUAUCGUGGCGCAGCUUUUCCUCGGAAUGCAAUGCAGCAGCUGUGGAGUUAGAUUUCCACCGGAACAAACCAUGAAGUAUAGCCAACACCUGGACUGGCACUUCCGGCAGAACCGACGCGAUCGAGACUCGGCUCGUAAAGCGCAUUCGCGCAAGUGGUACUACGAUGUGUCCGAUUGGAUCCAAUAUGAGGAGAUUGAAGAUUUGGAGGAACGCGAGAAGAACUGGUUCGAAGCGCAACAGACAGACCAACUGGAAUUCAACGGCGAUGGAGAAAUAGGGAGCAGUCGACCUGGGGCAGAGACGCCCCCACCUAGUUGUCCGGCUGGAUCGGACGAAUCGAGCAAACGGUGCCACAUGUGCCAUGAUGAUUUCCAACAGUUCUAUAAUGAAGAAACGGAAGAGUGGCACCUGAAGAAUGCGAUACGUGUGGAGGAUUGCACGUAUCAUCCUCUUUGCUACGAAGACUACAAAGCAUCACUAACGUUAGAUGAAACAGCCAUGAAUGCGACUAACGAGGAGGGAGAAGAUAGCAAGACUGAUGAUUUGAUUGAGGUGAAACGAGAGGUGAUCAGCGAUGGUGACUCCACUAAGGAAAUAACUAUCGACGACGACGAUGAUGUCAUUGUUCUGCCCCCGACGGAGGAAGUUGUAACGGAAAUACCAGACGACGAUGACAUUGAAACGUUGGACUCACAUUCAACGGCGGAUGAGGCCCGAGCUGUAUCCGUCGCUGCGGUGGACGACGAAAAUAGCAAACUGGAAACCGAGUCUCUCCAACAGCCUGAACCACAGGAGCCGAAAAUUAUCGAAACACGUAUCGACGACGACAUCGCCAUUCAGGAGCCCACGAUCGAACGGAUCGACGUCAAUGAUUUAGAUGAUAGUGAAGCUCACGUGAAAUCGAAACCGACAGUGGACGAGAAGUCGCAGAUGUCGGUGAAGGUGAAAGAAGAACCGAAGGACGACGACGAGAUGGAUGAAGAGGAUGAAUUAUUCGAAGAUGUGGGUACGAUUGAGUCAUCGAUGGUGGAGAGCAGCGCAAAGGAAACAGACACGGUUGACUUGGAAGCCAUAGACUCGCCGUCGCCUCCGCUAGAGAGCACCAGCCAGGUUCAACUUAUGCCGUUGAUAGACGGGAACGUGGAGCUGCAGGACAACCUCACGACAGGUGUCAUCACGAACCGAAUUAAAAUCAAUAUCACGAAGGCAAAAACCACGGCGACUACCAGCAGCAGUGCUACCACAAGCAGCAGCAGUAACAUGGGCGGUGGCGGAUCCAGCAUUGCCGUUCUGAUCAGCGGUGGUGGCGGAAGCGGAGCAACAAUGAACUACGAGAACAGCAAUGACGAACUACUGUACAGUAAUUUAGAUGACAUUCAUGGCGUCCACAACGAGAACAGUCAGAGUAACAGUAGCAGUAUGAUGAUGAAGAUGCAUGAAGAAGAAGAACAAGAACAAAAUGCUAAUAAUAAAGGCCCGGUCACACCGACCAAUGAAGAAACGACUGAUAUUGAUUAUGACUUGAAACCGAGUCUGCGGGACAUUGUGUUUACCCGACAGCCUCGUGUAGAGAACGGUUUCGAAACGUCCGGUCUCUGCUCUAUAAUGUAAUUAAAGUGCACACACAAAGAACUUGAACUUUAAGACACUGUACUUGAAGAACGAAACUAGUGCGAAAAAACAGAAAUGUGAUAUUAGGUCAUUUCCCCCAGAGAGGCAGGCCCAAGGCGCCAUUCAGCGCGGGUAAAUGGCUUAUUUUAUAUUUAGAAAAGUUAAUAAGCUAUUAGUCAUCUAAGUAAGUACACUAGAACCGUAAUGAACUGUUUCAUUUAUGAAAAAAAAAGUUCAAGAGUACUAUCAUCAAACACACAAAAAAGAAACGAACUAAAAAUCACAUUUUUACCCUAAGUUAGGAAUUGUGGGCCGCCUUGGCUCUAGGUUUAAGUUUUGUAGUUUUGAAGAAAUAUGAGAGCGAAAUAAAUGGAAUCAUAUCCUGCCCUCCCCCUGUCGACCCUCCCAGAAGUCUAUCCCGCCAGCUAUAAGAACGGCGAAGUCGGACUAAAUAUCUGCAACGAGGAAAGUGCAAAGGACAUUUGCAAUAAAACAAUGAAUUUCACGUUUGCUUUGUAGUGUGUCUUGUAGAAAGAAAUUUUGCUAUAAUUUAAUGCGUUGAUGAAGAAAAAAAAACGCUAGUAUUAUUAUGUUUUGUUUAAACUUAUCCUGAUUUUUUGUACAUAUUCAUAUUAGGCAAAUAUUACUGAAUUAUUUCCUUUGAAGAAUCAUGAGUUUUUCUCUCUAAUGAAUAGAAAACUUUCAACAUUCACAACUCGGUUGGCGAAACACGGACGACGACUAAGGACGGUGUUUGAAUCAUUAAAAGUUUUCAAAAUAAACUUGAAUAUAAACAGUAAUCGCUAGUUUUCUUGUAGAUAAUAUAUUGGUGAUUAAUGGGAUGAAGUGAAAUAAAGUAUUCUUUGAGAACAAACAAUAACCCUAAAAUAGUGUCUAUUCUGUUCCCGUGGUAUGACUUCUGUUAUAAUUGCAAAAUAAAAUAGAAUUAGUGUGGCUUGUGUGGUGUUUUGACGAGUUAUCAAUAAAUAGUUCGAUCAAUA
Messenger RNA from Armigeres subalbatus, 7260 nucleotides. RefSeq lists its product as uncharacterized. The record is from RefSeq and is a predicted model, not a curated record. Lineage: Eukaryota; Metazoa; Arthropoda; Insecta; Diptera; Culicidae. Bases 416 to 6259 code for a protein of 1947 amino acids. The transcript has 12 exons. Gene Ontology annotation, cellular component: cytoplasm; mRNA cleavage factor complex. Gene Ontology annotation, molecular function: RNA polymerase II complex binding; ubiquitin binding; phosphatidylinositol binding. Gene Ontology annotation, biological process: termination of RNA polymerase II transcription.